Sclerotinia trifoliorum is the source of this 674-nucleotide messenger RNA. NCBI's taxonomy places the organism in Eukaryota, Fungi, Ascomycota, Leotiomycetes, Helotiales, Sclerotiniaceae. The record is from the annotation of a GenBank genome assembly.
CCAGGUUAUUUUUUUUUUGAAUCAAAUCCAAUCUCCCUCAGCAACACAGUCAGCUAUUUCUAUUAAAUCCACAACAAAUCUCACCAAAUAAUAAUAGUAUAUUCAUAACUUUCAAAUAUGGCAGACUUCUCUAUCUAUCAAUCAAUCGGCCGUAAUUUGCAACCAAUGGUUGUCGCUGAGGCUCGUUCAUUCCCCGGAAAAGUCACAAAUAAAGAAUUUCUGGAGGUUGCUCAAUAUUUGAGUGAAAUGGUUCAGAAAGAUGAAUAUCAUCUAGCUCUAGGUCGUCCAGACUUCACUAUAUACAUUAUCGAUUUUAAGAUCUGGGAGCACUUCUGUAGGUCAACAUUUAUCUUCCUUGAAUUAUUCUGCUACAUGGCAGAGUCUAACAGUGUAUUACAGUCGCCAUGAAUACCGCCAUAGACUAGGUGCCUUUCACGAGGGUUGAUCCUCCGGGACCACUCAGCAUGGCUGAUUUGAAUCCGUUCCCAGUUUUCUCUUACACUCCUCGUCCACCACACAGCCAGCUAUUGUACCAGGCCAAAAGACGUCGGUUAACAAUGGUGUGGGUGCAGCUGCUCACGCUCAACCUACAUCAACUAAUAGUCAACUUCGUGCGUACCAUCACGGUUUUUCAAUAGAUUAAAUGGAGCAAUUAACGCGGCGAGAGGUUGAUG